CAGAGGUGCGCACGGAUUGGAGCGCGCACAGAGCUUGGCUGGGAAAUUAACAUUUGAGUUGCACUGAAAACACCGCAUCCACAGCUCGGUUGUCAACUUACUUUCUGAUCAAAGCAGCUGAGUGCAGUUUACAUGGCGUGUCUCUUCUAUCAAUUCCUGCGUUAAAAGAGCGGGCUGCCUUCCAGUUUACAAGAGCAGAGACAGCACUGCUAUGUUAUUUGAUUGAGAGGCUCGGCGCAUUUAAACUAACAGGUCCUAAAAUGAAAAUGAUCAGGAUUUUGGAGGAGAUUUCCAGACCUUCCCCACAGAGCGUUUUGCUGAUUUCUUUGACUGUAUUAGCAGUCGUGCAUUUGUGGAGGUGGUUUCAGCAAUUGGUUAGGAACACAAAGAAGGGUCCGGCUCCACCUGGACCUUUCCCGUGGCCAGUAAUCGGAAACGCCGCCCAGAUUGGCAGCACCCCGCAUCUAUCAUUCACCAGGAUGGCACAACAAUACGGAGACGUCUUCCAAAUCAAACUGGGCAGUCGCAACGUAGUGGUCCUCAAUGGAGAGGAUACCAUUAAGCAAGCGCUCAUAAAGAAAGGGACGGACUUCGCUGGCAGACCCGAUUUCAUCUCCUUCAAACUGGUCUCCGGUGGAAAGAGCAUGGCAUUCGGGAGUUAUAGCAACUUGUGGAAGGCGCACAGAAGGAUCGCCCAGUCCACAGUCAGAGCGUUCUCUACCAGCAACCCGCAAACCAAAAAAACAUUCGAGCAGCACGUUAUAAGCGAGGUCAGGGAACUGGUCAACGUUUUUCUGAAGAAAACGAAGCAGGAGAAGUAUUUCCGACCGAGUCAGGUCCUGACUGUGGCUACCGCUAAUAUAAUAAGCGCGCUGUGUUUUGGGAAGAGAUACAGCUACGAGGACGCAGAGUUUAAGUCGUUGGUUGGCAGGAACAACCAGUUCACUGAAACAGUAGGGGCUGGGAGCCUUGUGGACGUCAUGCCGUGGUUGCAGAGUUUUCCAAACCCAAUUAAGACUAUGUUUGGCAACUUUAAGAAUCUCAACUUAGAGUUUUUUGCAUUCAUCGAAGAUAAAGUGACUCAGCACCGUGCUACCAUUAAACCGGGGAUCAUUAGGGAUAUGACUGAUGCUUUCAUCCUGGCUCUCGACCAAGACAAGCGUGGAACCAACGAGGUUCUGUUGGGAAAAGAUCACGUGCCUCCCACUGUCUGUGAUAUCUUUGGGGCGAGCCUGGACACCCUCUCUACCGCACUGCAGUGGAUAGUCCUGCUUCUCAUCCGGUUUCCUGAGAUGCAGACCAGGCUUCAGCAAGAGGUAGACAAUGUUGUUGAUAGAACUCGCCUGCCGUCUGUUGAAGACCAGCCCAGUUUGCCCUAUGUCAUGGCAUUUAUCUACGAAGCCAUGCGCUUCUCCAGUUUCAUGCCAGGCACUAUUCCCCAUUCCACUACUACUGACACCUCAGUAAAUGGCUACUACAUUCCCAAAAACACGGUUAUCUUUGUAAACCAGUGGUCAGUCAACCACGAUGCGCAGAAGUGGGUGAAUCCAGGAGUCUUUGAUCCAACAAGGUUUGUGUCUGAGGCUGGGGAUCUCAACAAGGACCUUACCAACAGUGUUUUAAUCUUCUCCGUUGGAAAGAGGAGAUGCAUUGGGGAACAGCUCUCCAAAAUGCAGCUUUUUCUUUAUACUGCUAUACUGGCACAUCAGUGUAACUUUAUUGCAAAUCCGGAUGAACCAAGCACACUGGACUCCUUUUACGGUCUGACACUGAAACCGGCUCCAUUCUCCAUUGCUGUAACGCACAGGGGCAGCAUGGAGGUGAUGGACUGUUAUGUCAAGGACCUGCAGAAAGCUGACAAUAGCAUGUAAAUGAAUAUAAUGGAACUGAUUUUACAACAAAUGAAGGUAAAGAAGAAUACAGAAGUUGGUUUGCCGGGUGGCCCCUUUUGCCACCAAGUGUCUCUUAGAUGGAUGAUCAGUGAAGAAUAGCAUUAUCUUGCCUUAUUGCAUUACAGGACUUGAAUGAUGUACACAACCUUUUAACAUGAUUAAACUGGUGUUCACUAAGUAAUCAUAACAAAAUGUGUUUAUUUUCAGUUGGCAUAGACAAACUUGAGUAUGAUUAUACUAACUGUUGGCACCAGUGCUAUUUAAACUAUCUGCUUUUUUCUUCUGCAUACUUUUCUAAAUGACUAAAAUGUUCACACACAUCUUAAACACAUUUUGCCUUAUAAGAAUAAGUUACUUUUAUUGCUGUAGUUAAUAAAAGUCAAUUUCUAUCAAAUCUGUUUCAUUUAUGUUUUUUUUUUUUUUUAACGAAAAGCAAAUGCUGUAAUUUUACAGAUGUCAAUGUUUUCUGCUAUUAAAUGUACCGUACAUAGCUAUUUUUGCGCUUUGAAACAAUUUACAUACAGCCUCAUCUGUUCUUAACCAAAUACGCUGGCCUUUCUGUGAGCUGCAGGUCAAAACAAUGAGACCUAAUUCACAAGUCUUCAGUAUUUUUCACUCAGGUCACAAGUCUCAACCCAGUGGACAUUAGCAUACAAUGUAAAACAACCACAUAACUCAGAAUAAGUGGCAGUCCCUGCUUAAGAGAGACACAGGACUGAAUAACAGAUGAUUUUAGACCACAGGUGGCCAAAGUUGGCACUUCCAGUCCUGGCUGUAUUUCCAAACCUGUAAAUUGAACCAAUUAAACCUGCACCCAGACCCCAAAGUAUUUAAUUAUGUAAUUUCCAACUGUUUUUAAUGAGCCUACAUAGGAAGUACUGCUACAUACCCUAAAUAGGACUGGGUCCCAUCCCUAACCUAUAAUUCCAGUUCAGAUCUUUAUUCCAACCAUGUAGUAAAUCGAUUGUUUAGACUGGCUAAGGGUCAACCAAUUAAUUUAGGAUUUGACUGGAGUUCUGGACUGGAAUACAAUCGUUGCCAGAGUUUGGCACCACUGUUGUAUAGUAUAUCCAGUGCUUAGCUGGUGCUGAGAGCUGUGAUAUUUGCAAAAUGGAAUUCAACAACAGCGAUACAGGCUGUAAAAUAUAAUUAAAAUCUAUAAAUAUGCCAGUAUUAGAUAUAGAGCACAGACACACCUUGCAUGUAGUUUUUCUUACAUCCUAAAAAGGAUGCUAUGAUAUUUCUCUCAUUCUCAAUACCAAAAAAAACAAACAAACAAACAAACAAAAAAACAUUAAUCUCAGGAGUUUAAAAACUGCAAAACAAUCCUGCAUUUAGUCUGUGUAGCUACUGUAAAAAAAAAUAGUAAUCGUGUUUCCAGUUUAGAUCUAUACUAGAUCAACUUCUACUGCUUAUCUUUUAUAUUGUGUGAUAUUUG
Polyodon spathula (Mississippi paddlefish) is the source of this 3330-nucleotide messenger RNA. RefSeq names its product cytochrome P450 1B1-like. Bases 261 to 1871 code for a protein of 536 amino acids. NCBI's taxonomy places the organism in Eukaryota, Metazoa, Chordata, Actinopteri, Acipenseriformes, Polyodontidae. Gene Ontology annotation, molecular function: heme binding; iron ion binding; steroid 17-alpha-monooxygenase activity. The record is from RefSeq and is a predicted model, not a curated record. The transcript has 3 exons. Gene Ontology annotation, biological process: hormone biosynthetic process; progesterone metabolic process.